Messenger RNA from Melitaea cinxia (Glanville fritillary), 390 nucleotides. RefSeq lists its product as uncharacterized. Gene Ontology annotation, biological process: DNA transposition; DNA integration. The record is from RefSeq and is a predicted model, not a curated record. Lineage: Eukaryota; Metazoa; Arthropoda; Insecta; Lepidoptera; Nymphalidae. Gene Ontology annotation, molecular function: DNA binding. The transcript has a single exon. Bases 1 to 390 code for a protein of 129 amino acids.
AUGGACACUACCUCAGAAGCAGCGGCUCAAGUUAUAGCUUUGUUGCAAGCGGGCCAUAAUCAACGGCAAGUCGCUCGUGAACUUAACACGAGCCAAUCAGCUGUUUCACGAGUAUACAGAAGGUUUCAAGAGACUGGUGGCUUCGUUCGGAGACCACAAACCAAUAGACUCCGGAACACAUCUGAGACAGACGACCGCUUCAUUGUCUCAACUUCGUUGAGAAAUCGUCAUCUCACGGGCGUUGAUGUGCAACAGGAGCUCAGGAGGGUUCGAGGAAUGGCUGUCAGUCAGUGGGCAAUUAGAAGACGCCUGAAGAAAGCCAAUUUAACUCCUAAACGGCCAGCCAGAGGCCCGAAACUGACCGCAGCUCACCGUCAAGCCCGACUUUAA